Tympanuchus pallidicinctus (lesser prairie-chicken) is the source of this 865-nucleotide messenger RNA. It is a transcript of the gene MIXL1, whose product is annotated as Mix paired-like homeobox. Bases 1 to 624 code for a protein of 207 amino acids. The transcript is spliced from 2 exons. The record is from RefSeq and is a predicted model, not a curated record. NCBI's taxonomy places the organism in Eukaryota, Metazoa, Chordata, Aves, Galliformes, Phasianidae. Gene Ontology annotation, biological process: hematopoietic progenitor cell differentiation; endoderm development; endoderm formation. Gene Ontology annotation, molecular function: RNA polymerase II cis-regulatory region sequence-specific DNA binding; DNA-binding transcription activator activity, RNA polymerase II-specific.
AUGGCCGCGCUGCGCUUCGGGCCGCCCCCGGCGGAGCUGCCCGCGGUGCCGCCCUCCUGUCCGCCGGGCCGGUGGCUGUGCGGGACGGUCGGGGGCAGCGGGGGAGGGCCCGGGGCGGCCCCGGCGCCCCUUGUGGCGCCGCCGCCGGCGGCGGAGGGAGCUCCAUCAGCGCAACGUCGGAAACGGACGAGCUUCACGGCGGCGCAGCUGGAGACGCUGGAGCUGGUGUUCCAGGACACCAUGUACCCCGACAUCUACCUGCGAGAGCGGCUGGCCGACGCCACGCAGAUCCCUGAGUCUCGCAUCCAGGUCUGGUUCCAGAACCGCCGCGCCAAGUCUCGCCGGCAGCGGGGGCCGCCCCGGCCGGGUCCCCCCGCCCCGCCGCCCCAGCGCCCGCCGUGCGGCGCGGCCCCAAUGCUCCGCGCCCAGGAGGAGCGCCGAGAGUGGCCGCCUCGCGCCGCCGGCCCGCCCGGCCCAGUGCCGCGCCCGCACGCGGGGAGCGGAGGCGCCCCGGCCGGGCCCUACCCGCCCCGCCCCGCGUUCCCCCUCCCGGCCGGCGGCAGCUUCUCGGAGCCGGGAACGGAGUGGGAGGAGAACGCCCUCGGCGCCUUCCGAGCCCUCUGACGGCCGCCCGGCCCUGCCCUGCCCGCGCCUCUUGCACUUUAUCCCGGAGGGACUGCGCCUAUUUAUGACCGGGAGAUGGGGGCGGCUGCGCCGGUUGCCGGCACCGUGUUACAUUGUUUACAGCUUCUAUUUAACGCUUUUAAGCCAUCAAGCCGACCGAAUGCACUGUUCUAGGGAGGAUGGGGGUGGGGAGGGGACUGCUGUUACUUUUUGAGAGAGAAAAAUAAAUAAAAGUUCCCAU